Molecule: messenger RNA, 1903 nt
Organism: Teleopsis dalmanni
Lineage: Eukaryota; Metazoa; Arthropoda; Insecta; Diptera; Diopsidae
Gene: Cyp301a1
Product: probable cytochrome P450 301a1, mitochondrial
Exons: 8
Coding region: 239-1882 (547 amino acids)
Molecular function (GO): oxidoreductase activity, acting on paired donors, with incorporation or reduction of molecular oxygen; monooxygenase activity; iron ion binding
Source: RefSeq, a predicted model, not a curated record
CGGUGGCCAAAAAGAGAAAAGCGGUUGAAAGCAAAAGUUACGAUUUUCGAAAGUAAGAAGAAAAAAAUAAAAAUACUGGGUGUUUGUGUGUUUGCGUUCGUAUCACUGAUAUGUGCUUGAAAUUAUAAUUAAAAAAAUACAUUAUCGCCAUUUGAGAAGAAUUUUUAUCGAAACAAAAAAGUAUUUGAGCCAAAUUUAAUUUCAAUUUAUAAAGAAUAUAAUAGAAUUAUAAAAUAAUAUGAUUUCCCUAAAAUAUCACUUGAUGCGUGUUGCCAGGUCGUCGAAACCAGCAGCAAAUGCAGUUGCAACAAGUUUUCACAUAUCUCGCAACAAUUCUACUGCAACCGCAGUCGAAAGUUGCCCACAUUUAGCAGCCAGCACAGAUGCAACAACAUCUUCCAUACACGCUACAGCAGAGUGGCAAAAUGCUUUACCAUACGAUGAAAUACCUGGACCAAAGCCUAUACCAAUACUUGGCAAUACAUGGAGGCUUAUGCCCAUAAUUGGUCAAUACACAAUAUCAGAUGUUGCAAAAAUUUCCUCACUUUUACACGAACGCUACGGUCGCAUUGUGCGUUUUGGAGGUUUAAUGGGUCGUCCGGAUUUGCUGUUUAUUUACGAUGCUGAUGAAAUUGAAAAGUGCUAUCGCAAUGAAGGUCCUACACCCUUUCGACCAUCUAUGCCUAGUCUAGUCAAAUACAAAAGUGUUGUACGGAAGGAUUUUUUCGGUGAUCUUGGUGGUGUAGUCGGAGUCCAUGGCGAACCUUGGCGUGAAUUUCGUUCACGUGUACAAAAACCGGUACUACAAUUAUCAACAGUCAGACGCUAUUUGCAGCCAUUAGAAAUUGUCACUAAUGACUUUUUAAAACGCUGUGAGUCAUUACUAGAUGACAACUCUGAAUUGCCAGAAGAUUUUGAUAAUGAAAUACACAAGUGGUCCUUGGAAUGCAUUGGAAGAGUUGCUUUGGAUGCACGUUUAGGUUGCCUUGAACCAAAUUUAACACCCGACUCGGAACCACAACAAAUUAUAAAUGCUGCAAAAUAUGCUUUACGAAAUGUAGCUACUUUGGAAUUGAAAGCACCUUACUGGCGCUAUUUUCCAACACCUUUGUGGACUCGUUAUGUUAAGAAUAUGAACUUUUUUGUGGAAGUUUGUAUGAAAUACAUCAAAUCAGCUACAGAGCGUCUUAAAUUGCAAGGUCGUAGCCAAAACGGUGAACCGUCUUUAUUAGAGAAAGUUAUAAUGGCCGAAAAGGAUGAAAAAAUAGCAACAAUAAUGGCACUCGAUUUAAUAUUAGUUGGCAUAGAUACGAUAUCAAUGGCAGUUUGUUCAAUGCUGUACCAAUUAGCUACACGUCCAGAAGAGCAGCAAAAAGUACAUGAAGAACUGAAACGUAUUUUACCCGAUCCACAAACACCACUGACAAUACAAUUGCUCGAUCAAAUGCAUUAUUUAAAAGCUUUUAUCAAAGAAGUAUUUCGUAUGUAUAGUACUGUCAUAGGUAAUGGACGAACAUUGCAAGAAGACACUGUAAUCUGUGGUUAUCAGGUGCCAAAAGGUGUGCAAGCUGUUUUUCCAACAAUUGUCACAGGCAAUAUGAAUGAAUACGUAACUGAAGCUGCAAAAUUUUUACCAGAACGUUGGCUCAAAGCUAAUCAAGGAGGUUUUGAUGGCAAACUUCAUCCAUUUUCAUCGCUACCUUAUGGUUAUGGUGCACGAAUGUGUUUAGGACGUCGUUUUGCCGAUCUAGAAAUGCAAAUUUUAUUAGCUAAGCUACUGCGGAACUACAAACUGGAAUACAAUCACGAACCUUUACAAUAUGCUGUCACAUUCAUGUAUGCACCCGAGGGACCAUUACGAUUUAAAAUGACAAAAAUUUAAUAAUUUUUUCACAAUAAAAAU